Molecule: messenger RNA, 2223 nt
Organism: Bombus pascuorum
Lineage: Eukaryota; Metazoa; Arthropoda; Insecta; Hymenoptera; Apidae
Exons: 2
Coding region: 151-1641 (496 amino acids)
Source: RefSeq, a predicted model, not a curated record
GUUUUAGCGGCGACAACAGCACACGGUAUGCAGAUACGAAGCCGGGGUAAACCGGGAAGCCGUAGUUCACGGACCGUAGUAAGCGUGGUAACUCUGAACAGUCAACGACAUUCGAAAGCCGGCCACGCUCUGGAAUUCAGAUAAACGAAUAUGCGGCUGCUUCUGUUCCAAAUAUCUCCGCUACUGUGCCUGUUGACGGAAAUCAGCGCGGCGGGGAUCGGCAAAGCAUGGCAGAUCUUGCCAUACGCCACCGAUUCCUGGAAUCACCCAUCGUGGCCGCGGCUCGACUCUUCCGCGUUCGAAGUUCGCAGCGUGAGCGGGGUUGGUCAUCUCAAUCCCUUCGAAACCGCUCAAAGUAACCUAAAAACCGACCAAUCGAAAUUCAUCGAAUCCAACACUGUUGCAAUAUCCAAACCGCACUCUGUGUUCAACCAGAAAUACCUUGACCGUUUCGAACCCACGUUCGAAGAGCCCUACGAUCGAUACGAAAGUCGUGGCGAAACGAAUAACGCAGAGCACCGGGACAAGAUAUUUAAAACCGGCUUAGCGAUGACUGUCCUCCGUCCAGAACAAGACAAAGAUUCGACAAAGGCUACUGCGGAUAAAGCAACGGAGACCGUAUCGAGGAUUCGUCGCGAUACAGAGAACGAGACGAGGCUGGAACAAAUAUCGAGCACUAAGAACGUCCGAGAGGUACGUCUAAGCUCCGCGGAAAAUUGGUCCACUCAACCAUUGUCUAUAGAGUUUCCCCAUAGAACUAGCUUGGACCAGACGAUGCACCAAACGGCAGAUGGCGAAGAAUUAGCAAACGCAAGAGGUUACCACGCUCCGAGAGCCGAUUUCGUGACCAGUCAGCACAGGAGGAGUUACGAACAACGAGAAGCACGAGAUAUGCCAGUUACGAGAGGAUACGACGACUACGAUGUCCCGUGGUACAGAAGCGCUAUCAGGGAUCGAGACUACGAUCCUUUAUCCUACCGCCGUGGGUACAGUUACUAUUACCCGGAUCGUUACAGGAUGGAAAGAGACUACUACAUGCGUGUUCCCAACGAUUAUUCUUAUUAUUAUGAUCGAUACAGGGACGAGGACUUGGAUCUAUAUGGUCGUAGCAGACCCACGCCCAAACCCAAAAGGAUCAUCUACUAUGCCACCUUGCCGGAAAUAGUGAGAAAACCUGUAGAUCUAAGAAAUUAUCCUAGACCCUAUGACGGAACUAGAACGCCAGUUUCUAGGGAUGGAAGCUACAAACGUAUUCCAGGGAACGUUGACCCUAGUAGAUAUCGAUAUAGAAACCUUUACGAUGGUUACGACAACUACUCGAAGAGGUCGAGCUUCGUGGAGAGGCCUUAUCCUUAUCCCGAAGACGAGGGUCGUCGCAAAGUGACGCUGGAAACUCUUCGGAACAACGAUCCGUAUGAUCAGAAUAACGAGAGGAAAUUAGCUAAUCAGAUUUCGAUGAGAAACGAGGGCAAAUUGCCUUGGCCAGUGCAGAUCGCGACAGAAGUGAGCGUGAAGGACGAUGAGAGAAUCCCUGGAAGGAAGAUCUUCGGAGAGACUAACGGAUACGAGAGAUUCCAGAACGCACAGUUGCAGAAGGCACCGGACGCGACUGGAUCGAGCGAGUUGCAGAGCGACAAUUGAUCGCCGAACGAAUUCUCUUUUUCACAGUUUAGUAGCGGAUUUUUCAAAAGGAUUUUGAACACCGUUCGCUUUGACACAUCACUGUCUUUCUCUAUUGAAUCUUGAUAGGCAAUUAAAUAGGUCUGAAUAUUCUAAGCAAGCAUCGAUACUGGAUGCUGUUUUAGUCGAAGUUAGACAUGGGAUAGAUCUUUCAAAGUAAUUGUAUGAUCAUGCGUAUUGUGAUUUACGGAUUCUCCGUUACUUUUCAUACUUAUUUAUCGUUAUUCAUACGAUCAUCGCUCGUGGUGUUUGCUUUAGUACCUACAAUUAAUAUUUUCAAUACAGAAUUCUUUCAGGAAGAUUUAUGUAUUGGUUCUUCAUCGUCGUGUGUAAAUUUUAAAAGAUUAAAUUCACGAUGACCUAGAUAUAAGAGGCCAAAGUGGAUAUCACGAGCGUUGGUGAUGGUUUCCAAUCGAUUUUUAUACUACGAUAUAGACGGACUUUUUAGAAGGGCGAACUGUAUUUAUUUGAAAAUUAUAUCAAAAGUAAUAUUGCAUUGUACAUUUUGUUUAUUAAUAUACAGCGAAAAGAUUUUGAAACGAA